CGGCAGCAAUGAGGGAUGAGACUGGAAAGAGCGAUUCAAAUAAGCCAAAGAGACUCUCCACAGGUGAAUUUCCACCGCUGCUCUGUGUGUCGGGAGACAUCUGAGGGACAGAAAGAUUUGACCGAGGACGGAGAGUCUCUGUUGACUCCACAGACUCAGGCUCCAGCAGCCUCCCUCACCUCCCGUCAGGCCAGUGAAGUGCUGCCUCCCGAUCCAGCAGAGAUGGCUCCCACCCUGGCCACUGCUUUCUCCCGCCGCUGGUGGAUGGCGGUGACGGCGGUCAUAGAGAACUUGCUUUUCUCUGCUGUGCUGCUGGGCUGGGGAUCCCUGCUCAUCAUGCUCAAGUCUGAGGGCUUCUACUCCUACCUGUGCAGAGGACUGGAAAACAGCUCACGCCUCAACUUCUCCAACAUGUCCGCGCCUCCUGAUUCGGAGGAGUACCUGGACAUGAAUGGCUGGCCCAUCUGUAAGGACCAGGACGAAAUGCUGAACCUGGCAUUCACUGUGGGCUCCUUCCUGCUGUCUGCCAUCACCCUGCCCAUGGGCAUUGUCAUGGACAAAUAUGGUCCACGGAAGCUACGACUUCUGGGAAGUGCCUGCUUUGCCUUCUCCUGCCUCCUCAUCGCCUACGGUGCCAGUGAUCCCAACAAUCUGUCCAUCCUGAUCUUCUUUGCUUUGGCGAUGAAUGGGUUUGGAGGCAUGUGCAUGACCUUCACUUCUCUGACGCUCCCCAACAUGUUUGGAGACCUGAGGUCGACCUUUAUUGCUCUGAUGAUUGGAUCCUACGCCUCCUCUGCUGUCACGUUCCCCGGCAUCAAGGUGAUCUAUGAUCUGGGUGCCACCUUCAUCACUAUCCUGGUGGUUUGGGCCGCCUGCGCCUGCCUCGUCUUCCUCAACUGCUUCGUCAACUGGCCUCUUGAGCCCUUCCCCGGCCCAGAGGACAUGGACUUCACGGUGAAGAUCAAGUUCAGCUGGCUGGGCUUUGACCACAAGAUCACAGGGAAGCAGUUUUAUCGGCAGGUUACCACCGUGGGGCGCCGUCUCAGUGUCGGCAACUCCAUGAAGCAGCCGAACCAGCCACCCAGAGACCUGGCCACUCAGGAGGCCAGCAAGCUGUGCCUGUCCACCGUCGACCUGGAUGUGACGUGCAAGGCCAAGGAGGAGACUCAGUCCUUCAUGAAGAGUGUCUUGAGUCCCAUCUUCUUGCUGAGCCUCAUCACCAUGUGUGUGACCCAGCUGCGCCUCAUCUUCUACAUGGGAGCCAUGAACACCAUCCUGGAGUCUCUGACAGAGGGCGACCUCAGCACAGUGAGUGUCUACACGUCCAUCUUUGGCGUGCUCCAGCUUCUGUGUCUGGUCACCUCCCCUGUGAUCGGCUACGUCAUGGACUGGAAACUCAAAGACUGUGAGGAAGAGAAUGACAAGGGCGCCAAGAGGGAGCCCGGUCAGCCCCGCCGCCCCGACAAACAGAUUCAGAAGAUUGUCAACGCCACCAGAGCCUUUAUCUUCACCAACCUACUCCUUGUUGGCUUUGGAUUCACCUGUAUCAUCUCCAACCUGCCACUCCAGAUUCUGUCUUUUAUCCUGCACACUAUUGUCAGAGGCUUCAUCCACUCUGCAGUCGGAGGCCUCUAUGCUGCUGUGUACCCAUCCUCUCAGUUUGGCAGCCUGACAGGCAUGCAGUCUCUGAUCAGCGCGUUGUUUGCCCUGCUCCAGCAGCCUCUGUUCAUGGCCAUGGUGGGACCCCUGGAGGGAGACCCUCUGUGGGUUAACGUGGGCCUGUUAGUGCUGAGCAUGCUGGGAUUCUGCCUGCCCUGCUACCUGAUAUUCCAUAGCCGCCACCUCCAGCGCCUCAGAGACGAGCGUGACGAAGAUCCCAAGAUCUAUGUCAAAAUUAACGACGGCAGCAAGCCCGAGGCCUUUGUCUAGACCGGGAGGAGGAACGGAGAGGAAAAAGAUUUUCUUUAAACUGGAGAAGGCGAGCUACACUAAAAAGAGAAGGACAGAGAUAAGAAGAGACGGGAGGGGAGAGUGGUUGUGUGACACAUGUGAUGAAUUCCUCCACCCUGUCCUGCCUAACACCACUUGCAGUGCAUCUGCAUUCAGGCGACUCACUCAUCCCUUACAUUCCCAAUACACACACUUUCACUCACACCAUUUUACUGCCAUGCCAUGUACGUGGUCACAUAUGACUGCACGCAAUUGUGACACCCAGUUUCACCCUCUCUGGUACGACACACUUUGAGAAUCCUGACACACACGCCUCUUCAAGCCCCAUGGAGAGCUCCCACUCCCUCACCUGCAUCUCUGAACCGGGAGGAAAAUAGACUACUGGGAGAAAGAAGCAGUGACUCCUCUACACAUCUUAUCUUCACUCGUCAUUCGACUUUUUUUUCUCUCGCUCGAGAAAAAGAAGAAGAUGAUGCGGAAAGCCGCAGUGAGGAGAUUUUGGGGGAGGCGAUUGUAAAAAACAAACAACAACAACAAAAAAAAAUCCCCGUGAUAAGAGUUGUGAAAAUGUACAGCAGUAACCAUGAAGACCUUUGCUUUCUGAUUGGUCCAGGUUUGUCUGGGGUGCCGUUCACCCAGUGGUCUCUCUCAGACAGCACAACCAGUGUUUAAUGGGGCUGCACACACACACACACACACACACACACACACACCCCCUCAUCAUGGCAUCUCUGCUUCCUCUUGUGGUCGAGGGCAUUAAUUGAAUAAGACGAAUCCACGACAGCAGUAUUGGUAGCAGUUUGGAUUGAAACACACAGUAUGAUGGCUUUUAAAUCAGCACAUGAUGCACAGAUAAGUUAGGCAAGAAAACACUGCAGCAUCUCUGCGUGAGCGUCACAGAAUCCAAAACUACAGGGCACGAUGCCAGAGACAGUGCUGGCCCUGUAUUAUUGUUUCACUCAGUCACUAGUGCGGGGAUACACGCUCAACUUGCCAUGUUUUUUGGUUUUCCUCAUGAAUUCCUUUGGUGUGUUUGAAAUAUUGUUGGGUUUUUCCAAGUGUAUUUACUUGCAAUAUGGUCACAGAUGUGUUGAUAAAUCUUUGUUCCCUAAACAUGAACUGACGAUGUGGAGGAGGGACUGUGUUUAGAGUAGGUGGACGGGACAAAGAUAUAUUAGAUAUAUUAGUGUUUUUAAAGUGGCGUAGAGGCGGAGCCCUGCGUUAUUCUACUCACUACACACAUGAAUUUGGAGUUUCCGUUCGUCUUAGCAAUAAGUGGGUCUGCAAGGUGCUGGGCAACGUGUUGACACCCAGUCACACACACAGACAGGCAAAUGUGUGCAUUUUAUGGACUGUAUUUGAAAAUCAAAAAGGUGCUAGUUGAAUCAUAGAAAUGUGUUGUUGUUUUGCGUUUUUGCUUUAAGGGGCAGUUGAGGUCAUUUUACCACAAAGGCAACAAAUUGCAAAUUACAAAAGCUGUUUCUUUAUUCUUCGGCGCAGUGGGGUCCAAAGAACCAAUCAAGUUACCAUUUGAAAUUACUACUUUGCUCUCAGUUUCUUGUCAGUUUUCUGGCAAUUCUGCACCAUAACACAACCUGUAACCACAGCAGCAGCUCUGGGAAACCUUAUUUCACCUCUUACAGACAUAAAGGGAGAUUUGCUUGAAGGUAGCAGGCUGAUAAAAACACAUUCCUCCAGUUUCUGAUUUAAAAAAAGCGCAGUGUGAUGAGAGUCAAUGCAGUAUAGGGAGAUAAUAACUGCUGUUUGAUUCAGCCUGCUGUCUUCAAAUACCAUACAGUGGAACUCCUUAGAUUUUUCCUGCCUGGCAGUAACUCAGAGGCACAUCCAAAGACAGCCAUGACCCUCAGAGUGCCUCUCUGUGUGUACAGAUGAUGGGAGGAGUGGAUCCAGGCAGGAUGUAGCGCACCCAGUCCCUUUCUCCCUCCAACUAUCCAUCUAUCCAUCUAUCUAGCGCUUUCAUCCACCCAGCUGUCUACAAACACGUCUUGAAAUGUUUACUGAUGAAAGGUGAAAGAACGGAGAGACAAGCCUUUGCUGCUAUCAGAUGUUCCCAGUGAACGACUAAGUGAGAAAUGAAUGGCACAUGAUGCACUUUAGACCUCUAGAAAUGGACCUCAGUCAUGUAUUUCUGAACGGCCUGUAUCGUACACGCAGUGCAUGGCUGCUUACUAGUGGUGCAUGAUGCAAAGAAUGUAUACUCAGAGCUUCAGAUGUAGAUUUUUAAUUCAGGGUAUGGGAAUGGAAAGAUGCUGUUAUUUUUUUAUAUUCACAGAAAAGUAUUGCUUCACAUGUUCAUUAUAUGGCCUUUAUGUCCCCCGACAGUGCAGCGGAGUCUUGUCUCUCAGUUCAGGAACUUUCACUGUACUCUACACAUGUUCAUCCUUACUAAAUUGCAUGAGUUUGUUAUCUGUAAAGGGGCAAAGAGAAUUGUAUGGAAUAAAAUUGGUGCAGAAAUUAUUUUUAACUGUUGUUCGUUAGAUGACAAAUGUGAAUACACUUAUGUAAAGUGGGAAAGAAAUGUACAUUUAUAAUAUAAUGCAUAGAAAACUAAUAUCACAUUUGUGCAUUUCUAUGCAAGUCAAACUGAAUGUUGUCUAAUGCACACCUGGUAGACAGGUGCAUUGUACUAGAGCUCGUGAAGGAGCUGCGUGUUGUUGCAUUGUUUGUAAAAAAAUAAUUAAAAAAAAAAAUACUUGUGAGAAACAACAAUGUAAAUUUGUGCAUAGAAAUGUACAAAUUUAUUUGCAGUGCACAUAUCUUUAUUAUAAGUGCACAAUUUCUGUUUCCCCUUCAUAAAACCUUAUUCACAUUUGCCAUUCGUCUAACACACACGUAAUAAUUAUGGCACUUAUUUAACUCCAUAGCUGGAAUCUCUUAGUGGGCUGGUGUCUGUAACUAGUACUCCUGAUUGACACUGAGUUUUCAUUUGCCUGGUAACCCAUGGUGAGCUCACUCUGUGGCUGAAAGUAAAUUUAGCUCAUUUACAGACCAUCUGUCUUAAGCCACAAACUUCUGUGAAUUUAAACAUGUAACAUUAUUGAUUGCAACAGCAAUGAUUGAGCCUGGGUGUGUGAUUGAUGAGUUACUGGGUGAAAUCUUCAUUCCCUCAAAAUGGGAAACUAAUCAGAACUUUCCUUCACUGCCAUACCUUAAACAACUCGCCCUGUACUCAAUGCCAUCACCAUGCUGCUCUAAGCCCAACCUCAUAUAGGGAUUCAGCAGUACUUUGGUUUAUUGAUGGAUGUGUUAGUUAAUUGUUUAUUCUCUGAAGAUGAAUCCUAGCGUCAGCUUGUGCUUUUAUGGUUGUUUUUAUGGUCUGAUAAUAGGUUAUGAAGAUUUCAGCUGUAACAGACACCCCCCCCCCCCCCCCCCGGCAUUUACCAUUGUAUUUUCUUUUUCUCCAACCUUUUUGCUCCAUUUUAAUUUUGUUUUCUUUUAUUAAGCUCUUGUUUCUCUGAUGUUUACGAGAAUGUGUCUUUUCAUGGUUUUGUAUUGUACAUUCGGUUUUCUUUCAUCUUGUACGACAGUAUAGCCAUCGACAUUUUAAAGUCAUGUUAUUUCAACUGAAAGGAGAAAAAAAAGAUCAAUAUAUGAAGCAAAAUAAACACAAUCAUUUGUACA
Micropterus salmoides (largemouth bass) is the source of this 5592-nucleotide messenger RNA. Its product is annotated as large neutral amino acids transporter small subunit 4-like. The record is from RefSeq and is a predicted model, not a curated record. The transcript has 14 exons. Gene Ontology annotation, molecular function: L-amino acid transmembrane transporter activity; neutral L-amino acid transmembrane transporter activity. The coding region runs from base 16 to 1929 and encodes 637 amino acids. NCBI's taxonomy places the organism in Eukaryota, Metazoa, Chordata, Actinopteri, Centrarchiformes, Centrarchidae. Gene Ontology annotation, biological process: transmembrane transport; neutral amino acid transport.